Messenger RNA from Alternaria burnsii, 2913 nucleotides. RefSeq lists its product as uncharacterized. Gene Ontology annotation, molecular function: DNA-binding transcription factor activity, RNA polymerase II-specific; zinc ion binding. NCBI's taxonomy places the organism in Eukaryota, Fungi, Ascomycota, Dothideomycetes, Pleosporales, Pleosporaceae. The record is from RefSeq and is a predicted model, not a curated record. The transcript has 7 exons. Bases 1 to 2913 code for a protein of 970 amino acids. Gene Ontology annotation, biological process: regulation of DNA-templated transcription. Gene Ontology annotation, cellular component: cytoplasm.
AUGAGCAUCGGAAGAGCAGCAGCCUCACGUGUGUGUGGCAAACCUGUAGGCCCCAUCGGAUUUGGAAUGAUGGGCUUGACCUUCCCUCCUCCGUUCCCCCAGUUUGAGCGCGAGCAUCAGACAAGCCUACUGAAAAAGGCAUUGGACCAGGGUGCCAACCUUUGGAAUGGAGGGCUUCACUAUGGCACGCCAGAAUCAAACUCGGUACACUUGCUGCGACACUACUUCGAGAAGUACCCCCAGGAUGCUGAGAAGGUUGUCCUCAACAUCAAAGGUGCCUACGACCGUUACACCGGACCAGCAGGAAGUCCGGAGGCUAUUCGCGCAUCUGUAGAACAAGCUCUCAAAGGGUUGGGAGGCGCAAAGGCGAUUGACAUAUUCGAGAUGGCCCGUGUCGAUCCCCGCACGCCCAUUGAGACUUCCAUCAAAGCCUUGGCUGAGCUGGUGAAAGAGGGCAAGAUUCGCGGUAUUGGCCUGUCCGAGGUCAACGCGAAUACCAUUCGCAAAGCUCACGCCGUGCAUCCCAUCGCAUCCGUAGAGAUUGAGUUGAGUUUGUUUACACCCGAUCCGCUCCACAAUGGCGUCGUGGACACAUGCCAUGAACUCGACAUCCCUGUCAUCGCGUACAGUCCAGUCGGACGAGGCUGGCUUACGGGCAAUUUCAAAAAGAUCGAUGAUCUGUUGCCAAAUGACUUUCGAGUUCAGAUGUUCGACCGCUUCAAGCCUGAAGUUUUCGAUCAAAACUACAAACUUGUCGAAGCCGUUGAGAAGGUCGCCCAUCGCAAAGGCCUCAAGACAUCGCAGGUCGCUAUCGCUUGGGUAGCGCGUCAAGGGGCGAUUCCUAUUCCUGGAUCCACCAAUAUCGAGCGUGCCACCAUGAACAGCAGGCUAUCAGAAUUGACCGACGAAGAUAUGGAGGAACUUUACAAGGCACAGCAGACCUUUCCCGUAGCAGUCGCUAUGGAUUCAUCGAAUGAAGAACUAGAAGACGCAACAGUCACUUCGCAGAACUCUACUCAUACACAUCAUGGAUCAUGCACAGUGUGUGCGAAGGCUAAGAGCAAAUGCAUAAGGCGUCCAGGAAACGGCGAUUGCGAGAGAUGUAUACGAUUGCACAAGACCUGCCAGAUUCGGGAGCCAGUGAAGCGCAAACGCAAGGCGAGAAAAACCACACGAUCUGCUCAAUUGCAAAAUCUUGAAACAAAGCUCGCAGACAUAGCUCAGGCGUUGGCCAUCAAACAAGCACAAGAAGUAUCUGCAGGAUCGAAUUCGCGGAGUCCUAUAUCACAGCAAAUGGACGCGUUAUAUCAGGAGAGCGAUGAUACGUAUCCAACACCACUGGUCAUAACGCCAAACAUUACGAGAUCUAACGACUUUCUGGCCUCUGCUCAUGACCCAACACUCGAGACAGUGAAUCCCGAACACGUGUCAACGGGGAUGAAUGCGACACAUACCGACGUCUUGCUCGAUCGCUAUCAGAGGCUCAUGGCGCCUCAUAUGCCUUUUGUGGUGAUUCCAAGUGGCAUCAACGCUUCUAGCUUGGCCAGUAGCAAGCCGUUUCUCUCAAAGGCUAUCGAGACGAUAGCUUUCUUUCAUGACACAGUAACCCAAAAGCACAUGGUGAAGGAUCUCAUGCAACAAGUCUCCGAGAGGAUGUUGAUCAAGGGCGAGAAGUCGCUGGAUCUACUCCAGGGUAAACACACCCACACAUUGCAUAUGACACAUAUACUGACUCUGUACAUCGAUAUCCUAGGCAUGUUAGUGUUCGGCAAUUGGUAUAACCCACAUCUAUUCGCACCACCAAGCCACACAGUACUCCUGCAUCUUACCAUGGCACUCACCCACGAUCUAGAUAUCGACCGUGCACCAGGAUUUUGCGAAAAGGUGGCUUUGAUGGCAGCCUCACAGGCGCAUGGCGUACCACAACCGGCGAAAGUCGUAACGAAUGACGAGCGACGCGCAGUGCUUGGAACAUUCUAUCUAACUUCACAAAUUCUCACAUCAUUCCGGAAAAUCGACACCCUGCAUUGGUCUCCUUGGCUUACAAAGUGUGCUGAAGCACUGACGCAAGCUAAAGAAUACAAGAGCGACAUUUUACUUGUACAAUUAGCGCAGAGUCAGCGCAUCAUGCAGGAAGCCAUGGGCACAGAAUGUGAUCAUGCACCAGUGAGUUUUUACGCCAAGUCGUUCCUCAGCGACCUCGAUAACAUCGAGCUGGCAUCUGCAAACGGGAUGUCAGCGAUAGUGCUGCGUUUGCAGCAGGCUUGUACCCGAACUGCUGUCUGGGAACGCUCAUUUGGGAACUUAGCCAGUCAUACAGUCAAAGAGACGGACCUACGACAGAGAUUAGACGGCAUGUGGCACUGCAUGGACGCUGCGAAAAGGUACACAGAUAUAUACCUGGAGCUACCCGUCGAAGAAUAUCCUCUUGUCCCUUUCGGUGUUUUUGCGCAGUUUGCGUACAUCUUCGUUGUGCUUGUCCGAGCGAGUUUGAUCGAGAUGGACGGCUGGGAUGUUAAAGCUCUGAGAUCAUUCAUCGACUUCUCGUCGCUUUUGGAAAAAGCCUCGCAACGCUACGAUGCUGUGUCGACAUCUCAUCCUGAUGGUCUGAUCCUGAACAACGAGGCGUUUGCGAAGUGGUCUGCUAAGACAAAGUGGGCGAAGUCAUUCUACGACACAAAGUUCUUGCCUGUUGAUCCGAAUACAUCGACCGUCAACCAGCCUCCGCCUGGGUGUACGACUAUUGAAGCGGACGAAACUCAGGAGUCGCGUAGAGCUUUUCCAACGCCACUACAAGUUCCAGCAGAAUUCUCAACAGAUACUUUCGCAAUUGAGGAUUCGAUGUGGCAUAGUCUCGGCAAUCCGGCAAUCUUCUUAGGAGACAUUGAUUCCGCGUUUACCGACAUACCAUGA